GAGGAAACAACAUAAACAAUAUAGCAUAGGGCAUGAUUGUAAUGUUAUAGCGUGUUUCGUCCCAUUAUGUUUUGGUGACAAGUUUUAUUCAGUUAUUUUGUGAUUAAUAACAAUUAUGAGUGCUGAUGCACCGAAAAAACUUUUCUUUUACGAGUUAUGUAGGCUAUGCCUCGAGAAUGCCGGCGCCACCGAUGUAUUCGAGUCCGGAGAGUUCCUUGAAGACAUUUUUGCUUGCACAGGAGUGAAACUUGCUCAUGCGGAUAACUUACCACACAAAGUAUGUACACAAUGCUUAGCCAUAGUGAAAAGCUCUAAGGAGUUGAGAAUACUUGCCAUGAAGAAUGAUGCACAUCUACGCACUUUAUUUGGUGAUGUUGAUUCUGACACUGAAACUGUAAUCCUUGAGCCUUGCACUCGUAUAACAACCCAUGACACUCCAUCUAAAGCUGGGUCUGAAACUUCAGAAAGAUGUAAAUACCAAUCCUCAAAAGAAAAACUAAGUUUUCUCCUACAGGAAGGUGAAGAAGAAAAUAACCCUAAGAAACGUACUAAAACAAAAAGUCCAGAAAAAAUAUUAAAAGUAAAAGUGGAAGAAGAAAAUCGGUGUAAACGGAUCAAGUUAGAAGAUAAUGAAACAGACACACUUUAUUGCAAUGAAUGCGACAAAAGUUUUCACACAAAAAAGAAACUAUACCUACACCAAAGGCUACACAACAAGAAAAUCAUCUGCCCGCUAGACGCGUGCGGUAAAAAGUUCGCCACCAAGGGCGACAUGCAGAAACAUAUCAGAACCCACACAGGGGAGAAACCGUAUAAGUGCAAAAUGUGUAACAAGAGCUUCGCGCAGCGCGUGAGCUUAAGGCAGCAUAUGUCAAGCUUACACAGCCCAGAUGAGACAAGUAAUGAUGGUGACUGAUAGUGAUAAAUCACAAUUAUUAUAUUCAGAGAAAACUCUUUACAUUUUAUGAUGCAUGUGUUGAAUUUUGUCUUCGGUCUAAAGAAAAGACGAGUUAGACCAAGCUAAGUUGGCAGCGAUUCUGAUAGCCCAGUGCUAAGUAGCAGUUGUAAGUGUUAAGUAAACGUUAUAAUUUAUCCCCUCCCACCCAUCCAAAUCAUUAUACCUGUAACUAAAUGUAAUGCGCGUACGAUCUAGGUUAUUUUUUUUUAAGCAAGAAUUCUUUUUUCCUUCUGUUGUAAUUUCCAAGUUACAAGACGGCAAUUAUAUGUUUGACACUGUCGGUCAAUGAAUGUGAUAAAGUACCCGUUUUCAUAGUGCGAUUAAAACUUUGUAGGAAAUUUUAUUGUAUAAAAUUAUUUUAAUAUUUAAAAGCAUUAAUUUGACGUUUCUAUUAUGAGAAUUAUGAUUAUCAACAAAUCGAGCGUAACCAAUUUUAUUCAUAGAUAUUUUUGUGCAAAUGUAAUUAUUAUCAAAAUAUCUAAGAUCUGGCCAAAGAAUUAACAUUUUACAAGAGAUGGAUUAACUUUUAUCAGCUCUCCUUUUUUUCAUAGAUUUGUACGAGUAUAUUCUCCAAUGCGAACUAAAAUGUAUAUUAACUAACACUGCGUUCAUUGAAAAAAAUGUCUGAGUUGUCUGACGGCAAAUAUCUUGCCGUUACCCACUAAAGGGUUAUACACCGUGGCUCAAUUAAACCCUACAGAUUUUAAGGUGUAUUCUUGACCGCAUUUAGAGAUAAAGAUAUUCAAGUAGGCAUAUUACAAUGCGCUUAUGAACGUCAAAUAAAGCUACACCGGCUCUAACCCUACACUUCUGACCCGAGAAGAUUUAAAUCCCCCCUCAAUUGGAGGAGGGUAUCCCAAUAUGGACCGGCAAGAAACUCGGCGGGACACAUCUUUUCAAAACAUUACAUCUUAUAAUUAUCAUGCAUUAAAUAAGAAAAAUAAAAUACAAUUUAGAUUACUAUAGAGACUAAAAUGUCAUACAUAGUUGUCAAGGUGUAAAAAUAAAUAACGUGUCGAGCGCAGACAACGCAAAAAAAAAUUUUUCGGCAAAAAAAAUCUUUUUCUGGCGUAUUGGCCAAAACUCGUAUAACAUAUUUUGCUCUUUAUGACCUCAGGAAUGCGUGGUUGAAAACUGUCAGGUUUGAUUGGCCCACGGUGUAUAGGUACAGAUCGAUUAACAAAAGCUGUCACGAAUAGAAUGAACGAAACGAAUUAUAUCUGUCAUUGUGUGACUGACACACGUCGGUAUACAGUCAGAGUCACAAUUUUAGUUUAGUAUGUACUAGUAUGUACUAAUAUAGUUGUUUACUAUACCUUUCGCGUCGAAUGAGACGCUCCCUAUAACAGUUCCUUCAAGUCUAUUUUGGUUGGGAUAAUAAAAAAUAAUGUAAUGAAAAAAAAAGUUUUACCUUACUUAUAUUACUUAAAUGUUACAUUUCUAAAUGAAUUCAUUUGCCGAACUUCCGAUAACUGUCUACAAACAUUUUUAAACUUAUUUUUUUGUUUGACGACCGGUGUGGCCUAGUGUGGGUAGCCCCUGCCUAUGAAGCCGAUGGUCCUGGGUUCGAAUCCCGGUUAGGGUAUUUAUUUGUGUGAUGAGCACAGAUAAUUGUUCCUGAGUCAUGGAUGUUUUCUAUGUAUUUAAGUAUUUAUGUAUUAUAUAUAUCGUUGUCUGAGUACAACACAAGCCUUCUUGAGCUUACCGUGGGAAUUAGUCAAUUUGUGUAAGAACCGUAACAGUUACGGCGUAACUCCAUAUAAAGUGAACUAUCAUAUAGGGACCAUCAUUCAACGCGGGAGGUAUAAACUUUAUUAUAAGUUUACUUAGGGUUUAGUAAACUUAUAAUAAAAUUGCAUGAAAUAUAUACAAUAGACUGUAUUGUUAAUUUCGUAUUUUUAUUAUUAAGUCUUCUACAUUUGAUUUUAUACCUUGUAAUAAUUUUAAGUAAAUCUUAAAAACACCAGACGAUUGGGUGGCGUGAAUAUUCACAUUAUUUAUUUGCAUUAAAGUAAUCAUAUGGAUUUAAACCGUGUCUGUCGGCGGCUGAUCGUAAAAUCCGCCAUAUCAUGGAACACCGCCACUUCAUGACAUGAUCAAGAUUUGUCCAGGAAUAUCACGAUCUGCCCGGCAGAUCGAUAAGACAAUGUGUCAUUAUUCGUGGUUACGUACCAGGCACAUCGUAAAGAACUUACAUUAAUUGUAUUUUGACGAUGGUAGGUAGCUGUGUUUUCUGUGUGAAAAUAUCAGUGUCACCGAAAAAAUAGUUUUGUACGCAACAUAAUAAACUUAGUAAAGAGAGGUAAGGUUCAAUUCUAAAAAUAAGGUUUUGUUUUCCCUUCUUAUUUGAUAUGCCUGAACGAUAUGGCUGCUGGUCGGUACUCAGAUCAUCAAUUGGCGGCGUUUCAUGAUGUGCCUGGGAAUUUCAUGAUCUGACGGAUUUUACGAUCGGCCGGCGACAUGUAAAGUAAUUUAUAAUUUUAUUGUAUAUUCGGCUUAAUAAGUUAAUGAUUCAAUUGAAAACGAAUGUCAUUUUGCGAAAGUACAAUCUAAUUUUAACCUUCAAUCGAAUUGCUGGAUGAAAUUAUAUUACCAUGUACAUAUGUGGUCGAUAAAUCGUAUAUAGCCUGGAAAAGGAAAACCUAAAUUAUGACCUUAUAAUUGCAGUCCUAAAAUCGAGACUGCAAUGUUUGUAACUUUUGAAAUUUUGAUUGAUCAUAAUCAUAAACUACGCACUUUAUAACCAAUUUUUUUUUUAAAGAUAUAGAUUCACUAGAUUUAAAAAGACUGAUUUAAACUCCACUUUGCCGUCAAUUUUUGAGAAAAAUCUCAUAUCUUUGCGAAUUUAGAUGCAGCUAACGUUAUUAUUUAAUCUAGGACGGAUUGCGUCUCUAAUCUCCGAAUUAGGCCGCGUUCCCAAUAUGUCGUAUCGACAGUUAUCGUACCGUCCUAUAUGUGAACACCUCCAUUUAACCCAUACAUGACCACGAACCGCCCAGCGUACUCAAUACGCCGGGCCACUGUACAAACAGUUUUUAGCUAAAACUUAUGGCCUGGCGCGCACGGUAAAUAAAUCGCCGCUUAUGAAGCCGGCCAGUUGAACAACAUUAUGCAACAUUUUUACUAACCACCUUUUAUCUGUGCCUAUCAAAAAAAUGAUUUUUACUUUUCUUACGUAUUUAACUUGCUUUUUUGUUGUUGUUUUUUGGGUCAAAUUUUGGAAGUUCAAUUUGAUCCAUUUCCCGAUUUCCUAUUUUGCAUACAUAUAUAAAUCGAAUGACGAUGCAACAUUAUGAUGACAUGGAGCUGAUCUGAUGAUGAAGACAGAAAAUGGCCAUGGGAAUUAACUCUGUGAUAAAACAAACGCAAACUAAUUAUGUUUGGGGUUGUUACAAUUAUCUCGAUAAGUAUUAGUUGCAUGUGAAAAAGUACAGUCAGCGAUAAAUAUACAGGCCACGACACACGACUAUCUGUUUCGGCAUAGUGGGAACGCGCCCUUACUGUUAUUGAUUACGUUCGUGAUAUACGGGAGCACUGUAAGCAGAUAUUCUUUGUUUUGAUGAAAUAAACUAUGUAAGAGCCUAGCAUAUGUACGUAGAAUAAUAACAAAUACAAAUACGUUUAUUUCAUUACUUUUUACAAUAGUUAAUAGGUACACAUAUUAGGUAGGUAAGUAGUCCAUCUUAGGUACAAAGUAUGGGUAAGAUGUGCAACAAUUUGAUUAAUUAUCAUUCCUUCACUUUCUCCCAUUUGUAAGCUUCCGCAACACUUAUCUUACUUCAGAAACUUUUCACUCUUUGUUUUCCUUGGAAGAUCUAGGAAAAAGUUUCCACAGUUUAAACAGUAAAGCCCAAUUUAGACCGUUCAAGAACUUACAUACAUUGCUAACUGCAGAUUACAAUUAAUUCAGUCAAUCGACCAAAUACCGCAACGUAACGAAUAUCGCAUGCAAGUUCUUAGCAGUCUAAAUGGGGUUUUAUAUUCUACUCAUUAAGACUGUUGAUGGGUAGUGAUAAUUAAGUGACUCCACGGAUAGAGCGAGAGUCAGACCAAGCUAAGUUGGCAGCGAUUUUGAUAGCCCGGCCUGUGCAAGUGUUAAGUAAACGUCAUAAUUUCAUAGCAGUUUGACAAUUAAAAUAACAUUUGCAUUGUAUUUUGACACUUCGGUAACGUGGCGUCCGAGUGACAGCUUUGUGUUUGACACGGCGUCGAAAAGUUUAAUAUCGUGCGCUUCACUCAUUCAUUCAUUCAAUACUGUUUUACGAUUAGUACUCUGUAGCUGUGUGUGUAAUCAUUCACCUGGACUCUCCUGCCGAUACCUAUACAUAUACUCUGUAUCUUUAAGCCAGUUGAGGGUAGAUGAAAACAUUACAUGAUCAAUUAAUGUAGGUUAAAGUCAGGUCGUUCAGUGACGUAUCCAGGCGGUUUUGUAUUUGAUUGGUUUAGCCAAUAAAUGUUAUAACUACCCGAAAAUGCACAAACUGUUUGUUUACUUUUAUUUAAAUACCCACAUUUCUUGGCACCAGAUGGAGCCUGAAUGUAAAGACCCUUGUUGCUUUGAAACUGUGUAUAUAAAUGUUGAUUUUAUACUCAUUAGAUACUUAAGUUUAAAAACAAGAGAAGUACCAUCAAAUGGGGUAACUUAGGACUAAUAAUAAUACACUGUCAAUUUUUUUUAAACAUUUUUUCCUAUGUAUAGACUUAGGUAAGUCAUAUUUUACAUUUUAGGCAACUAUUUUAUUUUAAAAAUUCAUGUUUAGUUACAAGUACAGCUGCAGAGAUAACUGACCCCCUGCAUAGAAACUUGUUUAUCUAGUCAAAAUAAUGACGCUGAGACUGAUAGAUCGAAAUUCAAAUUUUAUAACGGUUUUGAUGUUCCUACGAUGGGGUUGGUAACUGGUAACUGUCAAGAUUUGUACCUAUCAGGUUCCAGCAUAGGUUUGACCUGUCUCUAGUUUGAUUCUAUGAGAUUAGGCUGAGGAAAUACCAGCUGAGGUCCUUCUCAGAUUUGAGAAUUUUAGGUAAAUAUCUCCGUCGCGCUGACGGGGGUGAUUUCUAAAAUUAGUGCGAUAAAGACAACUGCAGCUUAGGCGAAAAUCUCAGAAUUCGAGGUAUCGUUCUCGACAUUUCCCUCCUCCAAAAGCGAAAGAAAUUAUCUGUGUCUGACAGUUUUAAUUUUUGCGUUUGUUGUCGCUGAUUUUGUAUGCUAGGCGUCUGUUUACGGCGCAUUUAUUUGGCCGUUUUUAACGCAAUAUAUUAUAAAAACAAGAAUAUCAAACAGCAAAACAUACAGGUACGGUCAGCGUCAAAUACUUUGUAGCAUCCAAAGUAGUCAAAUAAUUCGGUACACCAUAUAUUUAGUAUGGUGUACCGAACUAUUUGGCCACUUUGACUGCUACAAAGUAUUUGACGCUGACUGUACUAGUAAUAUUGAGCUCAUAAAAAAAAACUCCUUGGUUGAAAAUCUUGAUAGGAAAAUGUCGAGAACGUUUGUAUGGAAAAAUGACCACUAAUCCUCUUAGGCCUUUUAACCUUUUGAACGCCACGCGUAUCGUACGCGGCGCGUAAUCGUGAACCUUGUCGGUACGCAUGAAGGUUGAUAUUGGGCUGUAGCCGCGCGCGUCAUAUGACGUCUUUGGCGGUCAAAAGGUUAAGGCCACAAAAUUCCUAGAUAAACUAGAAUUUGACAUUUCUGACUGACAGGUAAAACCUAUGCUUGCGCCAUGUGAUACAGAAGCAAAACAUUUCGACCGGCCAACCACAGGGGCCGUUGACUUUGUCUAAGUGUAAGGCCUGAGGGGACGCUCGCUCGGCGGGGCGUGCAGUGAUGUGAGCAGCGUGCACUAAGGCCGCUCCUUUACGCUUGCAUUUGUUUAACAUGCACGCCGCACGCCCCGCCUCGCUGCACGCCCAACUCGAGCGUCCACUCAGGCCUUACACUAAGAGUGGUCACGGAGCGGGCGGACACGCGCGGGUGCCAUUGUAGGUAAAAUCCGUCGCACGCGUCUGCGCCAGUUAGCGUUGCUCAUACUAUUUUUCGUUAACCCGCUCCGUGCAACCGCACCAGCUAGCGGACGCCCAUAAUAUCCAAGUUACCCAGUUCGAGGUAUUCUUAAGUCUAUGACUGACUAUUUUUAACAUUGUGGUGGUGGGCAUUUAUUGUUAUUUUUUUAUUGACUCAAUCAUUUAGGUGAAAUGUUUGAAACAUUUAUUUAAAUAAAAUACUGUUAUAUAUAA
Cydia pomonella (codling moth) is the source of this 7195-nucleotide messenger RNA. RefSeq names its product zinc finger protein 37-like. The record is from RefSeq and is a predicted model, not a curated record. Gene Ontology annotation, cellular component: nucleus. The transcript is spliced from 5 exons. Lineage: Eukaryota; Metazoa; Arthropoda; Insecta; Lepidoptera; Tortricidae. Gene Ontology annotation, molecular function: zinc ion binding. The coding region runs from base 116 to 916 and encodes 266 amino acids.